Molecule: messenger RNA, 7580 nt
Organism: Patella vulgata (common limpet)
Lineage: Eukaryota; Metazoa; Mollusca; Gastropoda; Patellidae
Exons: 4
Coding region: 35-5392 (1785 amino acids)
Source: RefSeq, a predicted model, not a curated record
UCAAGUCAGGUCAGUCCUAAGCAAUAAUGCCAAAAUGGCUGCCACCACCACUGCUGACAUGAAAUCUCGCCACCGACAACUUGGCAGGCCUCCUAAGUGUGACACAGACAAACGACAGCGACAACAAGAAGCUUACAAGAAACGAGAUGCAAGUCGUGUAUAUCUAGCAAGUUCCUAUGACAGAUGGAAACGUCUUGGCGGAAAACUUGGGCUCAAAGAUUCGAGCCUCGCAUGGCAUUUGAUGGAGGCCCAUGCCACCAACUGUGACGAGUGCGGGUUAACUGAAGAUAAUGAAGAUGAAGAUAGUAUGGAGACCAAAAAUCCAAGCCUGUUUUUUCCUGCACUAGUACGCUGUAUUCACAAGUUGUGUCAUCGUCAUUAUAGUUUCGGAGACUGUGUUCAAGUCAUGGGACUCAUUUGUUUAGAAGUUGAUAAUGGAAAAAAAGAAAACUUUAGUAUCAAAGAAAUGGUGCAUAAACCAUUUAUGUUGCAAUUAGCUAAAAAUAAUAACAACUCGACUAAAACAGUGCAUAAUUUUGAUAAUAUACAAAGCAAUGACAUUGCUAUCAAUAACAAUAUUGAGUUUAUGAAAAACUGUGAUGAAAUCCUUAACAAAGAUGAUUUAUCCGAUGAUUGCGGUGGCGAGAUGGAGGAAGACAGUGAUCCGAAUGCAGAAAAAGACUCGGAGAGUGAUUUAUCGGAUACAGAACAGUUAUCUAGCAAUAGUGACAUUAAUAAUUACACAAAUAAUAUUCUUCAUGAUAUACAGAACAAAACCACAGAAGAUAAAACCCUUUCCCAACGGCUGAUAAUUAUUGAAAAAUCGGAAGAAACCACAGACAAUUUAAACAAAUCAAGUCAAUCGGAGGAUAAAGACUCUUCUUUCAUAUCUGUGGGUAAUGAGGAAUAUGAUGUUGAUAAUAAUAACAAAACAGAUUGCUUGGAACAAAGUUCUUCAAGUCUGUUAGUCGUUCCUGCGAUUCCUUUCAGUUCCCCAAAACCAGUGUCUUUAAAAACCACUAUGGAGUCGAUGGAAACCAAAUGUAGCAAUAAUCAACAACUGGUCUGUGAUAAUCUGAAGUCAACUCAAAGUUGUUUGGAAUUCCUGCCAGAACCCAGCAAUAUUUAUCAAUCAAAAGACACCAGCUCAUAUAGAGACGACAGUAGGGCAUGUACCAAUACCCAGAAUACUGAAGCAUUUCGAGGCAGUAUAGAUCUACCGGAUGAAACAGAGUUAUCUCCCUCAAGUAUUUCACCAAGGGAAGUACAAGUACUGAAAGAAACAUCAGAAACUGUUGUACUUGAAAAUUUCAGUACUUAUCAAAACAGAAGAAUUGAAGAGAAUCAGAAUAUGGUCACGGAUGAAAGCCACAAGGAAGAAACUUCAACUGAACGAGAACCAAGUAGCACAAGUCAUGCUACAGGAGGUUUAAAGUACAAUACAGAUACAGUUGCUUUGAAGGCUAAUUCUAUAGGAUUGGAUCUUUCUAUAGUAAAAACAGAACAACCAGAUAGCUGGGAUACUCAGAAGCAUGAAAAUGUAUCAAAAACUCAUAAUAGAAAGAGAAAGUCUUCAGAAAUGGAUCCACUUGACAGAGAAAACAAUCACAACUUUUCACCAUCAUAUUUGAAUGGAAACACAAGAAGAGAAAUAGUCUAUAAGGUUGAGUAUGAACAUUUAGAAAAAAAUCCAUUCUGUGAUUUCUAUGAAUUGACUUCUCACUAUCCGAAUAUACAACAACGGACCUUCUACAGAUGGAAGAGGAAAAUAAAGGAUGAAUUUAUCUUUCUAGAGCAAAACCCAGACAUGAGUUAUGACGAUUUCUGUAAAUGUAUACCUCAUGCUAAACAAGAAGUGUUUGACACCUGGAAAAACUUAAUCGGUGGUGGUCAUAGAUUUUCAACGAUGCAUGUUAGUUCUUUGGACACAUCUCCUAAUCAUCCCGCUGCUAAGAAGUUAGAUCUCUCCUCAAUAUCCAAUAACCCUUCUUUGAGCCUUCUACAGAUGUAUCCUCAUAUGUCAUACCAAGAAUUCUCCUAUACUCAUCCUACUGUUCCCUUAGAGCUAUUCUCAUCCUACAAACAACAAGUGCUAUCCGCCAUAUCAUUUGUGGAAAAAAAUCACAAUAUGGAGUUCAAAGACUUGACAAAACACUUCAGUUUUGUAUCCGAAGAAGCUUUUCUUGCAUGGAGGAAAUAUGCUCAGAUGUUAAAUGCUCAGAGAAUGGAGAAGACUGUCAAGGAGGAAAAAACAGACCAGCAAAGUAAUCUCAUGACCAUGCAGAAUGCCAUGAUGCAGCAAUAUCCCCAUUUGAUGAUGGGAUCGGCUGGGAUGGCUGCCUAUAAUGCUCUCAUGAAUCAGGCAAUGGCAACUCCAAAUUCAGCAGCACCCCUAUUCCCGGCUCUAAUGCAAGCAGCUGUUUCUCAAGCUCAGCAUCCUCUUCUAUCCAGUCAGUGGCAGCAACAGUCGUUAGCUGCAGUACAAGCUCAGACUCAAUCUAUGUUUAUUAAUCAGGCACAACAGCAUCUACUUCUCAAUCAAUCCCAACACCAACAAUCAUCUUUAUCCAAGCUCCAGUCCCUGACUCAAGUAUUAUGUAACAAUAUGAAAGACUCUGAUAAGUCAUCCUCUUGUUCAAGCUCACCAGAUACUGUAUCACCUUUACCUCCAAAUGAAAGCAUCACGAAGAAACAAAACAAGAACGAAUAUCUUUAUUUCAUUUAUCACCCUGAUGUCAGUUAUCCAGAUUUUAACCUGCAUUUCCCUCACAUCUCCAACCGAACCUUCUACAGAUGGAAGAAAGAAGUAAAAGAUGCUCAAGCUCUGUUGAAUGAAAAUCCACAUUACACCUAUGAUGAUAUCUCAAAUUAUUUUCCAAAUGUUCCUCAAGAUAUCUUUAAACAGUGGAAAGAAAAGAAGAACCACACUACAAGUUCAUCACCUGCUCCUAUCAAGCAUCAGGUAUGGCGACCACAUGUUGCUGACUACAAACAGUUUUAUAACCACCAUUCUGUUAAAGAACCAAAUGGCAUAUUGAAAGCAGUAUUAGAAAAUGACACCAGUAACAAUGUAAUACGAAUACCUCAAUACAAACCACUAGACUUCCUGAACAGUAAAGUCCAAAAAGAGGAGGGGAAUGAGUAUAAAAAGAAGUAUGAAUAUUUGCAAAUGAAUCCCAGAAUGUCCUAUAGUCAGUAUGAACUUAUUUAUCCAGACAUUUCUUCAAAAACCUUCUACAGAUGGAAGAAAGAAUUGAAAGAUGGUUUCAAGAUGAUUAAAGCUGAUCAAGAGAUACCAUACAGCAAAUUUCGCACUUUUUUCCCCGAUUUUUCAGAAAAUUUAUUCAAAAAAUGGAAAUUGUAUCUGGAAGUGGAUCCAACAUGUAACUUGAUUAGUGAUGAAAGUCCUUCAAGUCAACCUUCAGACACAGAUGAGGACUUCAAAUUGAAGAUCCCCUCAAGUGAAGAAGAAGAAUUAGAAGAUGUGAUUUCUGAUGGUAGGACUUACAGCCAUAAUAGACAGAAGAAACAAGCCCGACCAGAGUAUCUGUGUCUCCAGGAGAACCCUUUUAUUGACCUUCAAGAAGUCAUUAAUUCCUUUCCAGGAGUAUCCAAAAGAACUCUCUACAGAUGGAAAAAAGAGAUUCUGCAGGCCGUGGAAUUUGUUAGAGGACAACCUGAUGUUAGCUUUCAAGAUUUCUCCGUAUAUUUUCCUGAAGUUGUAGAACAGAAUUUUAUCCGUUGGAAGAGUGCUAUAAAAGCUGCUGCUACUUCAUUGAAGGAGAUAGAGAAUGAAUGUCCACAAGAUUUAUCAAAACCAAAUAGUACUGAAAGCCAUGAUUCCCCCAAGCAUAAUGCUGAGAAUUAUAGAUGCACAAUCAACAUACCGAAACCCCAAGAAGCAAUGUUUUAUAACAAUGAAGGCAGAAAAAGUGCUGAGUCUGAAAAAUCAGAUUGUUCCCCAAGUGAAGAUGUGAAGAGCUUAAAGGGCCAAAGAACAGACUUUGAAUAUAUCCUAGAAAAUCCGGAGGUUGAUUUUGAGAAAUUCAGCAAACUAUAUUCUUCUGUUGACCAGUUUAAAUUUUACAAAUGGAAAAGUGAAGCCCAUCGAUGGAUUUCUUUGAUCAUGAGUAGUCCAAAUAUAGAUUUCAACAUCUUUUCAAUAUAUUGUCACAGUAUGCCUGAACAAAUCUUUGAUAAAUGGAAGCAGGUUGCACUCGGGAAUGAAAAUGGUCCAGUCAAUUUAUCUGUUCUACCUUUAAACCAAGACACCUCCACACCAUCCACUGAAACAGAUGGAUCUAUCUUCAAUAACACCAACAUCAACAACGACACACCAUCUCCAGGCUCAGAUCUGAAUGGUACUUACUAUAAAUCCUUAAAAACACUGACACCAAGAUCAAGGAAAGUGAAUCUGAGGGAAUAUCACUGCUUUCUUCAAAAUCCGUAUAUGACCUUUCAAGAACUGAAUGAGAUUUUUAACACCAUUUCUGGGAGAACAUUCUACCGUUGGAAAAAAGAAGUCAAGGAAAAACUAGAGUAUCUGGAAACUAACUUGGAUUCAAAUUUUGAUGCUUUCUCUAAACUUUUCCCAGAAGUUACAGAAGACAUAUAUAAUGUUUGGAAGCAGAAGGCAGCCACAGCUGUUGCUGCAAAAAGGACACCUAUGCAAACAGGACAUUGGUGGACCAUGAACCACCAUCAAAAUCCAGAUGAUCAGAAGACCCAUUUAACUCCCGAGUCCAGUAAGGAGAGUUUAGAUAGUCAAGCUUCUAGUCGUUAUAAUUAUCCAAAAGAAAAUGAGGAGUUGGAAAAUGAGGAAAUGGUACAGCUAUCAAAAUCGCCUGGAAUCAAAAGAGCUGCUGGAUCAAGUUAUGAAAAGGAAGAAAAGUACCCCAAGAUUGAAUCACCAGUUGAUCAACAGUAUGGGGAUCUGGGUAACACAAUACAGCAGAUGCUUCACCAAUACUCAAAUCAUUCUAACAAAUUUCAUCUACACUAUGGAAUGAGUCCUUCUUCCCAACUUUUUAUGGGAACUCCACCCCUGCUGUCGACGUCAACCCCACCUUAUGUUGUGAACCCAACUUCUGUUAACAACCCAAAUGAUGUUGUCAGAUCACGAAAUAAUAAUCCCUCAAUAUUCCCAACGAAUUCUAGUGUACCGUUAACUAAUUUAAAUAACAAAUCUCUAUCUAGUCCUGUUACAUCUUUAAGUUCUACUGUUAAUUGUGACGAGAUUUAUUCUCCAAAAUUUAGAAAGAGACAAAGAGAGGAGUACUGCUACCUCCAGCAGAAUCCUACCAUGGACUUCAACGAGUUUACAUCACACUUUCCUCGGGUAUCCAUCAGAACGUUCUACCGCUGGAAAAAGGAACUGAAAGAAGACAAAUGAAUGCGUGUUGGAGUUGUUUCCCUUUGAACUGCAACGAUGACUCCACUGACCAAGUAAUAAAGUGCUCUGUGAACAAUUAAAUAGUCAAAUGUGUAUGUUAUAUAGUAUUAGUUUGUUACAAAAUAAUAAUAAUAAUAAUAAUAAUCUAUGCACCGUGAACACUUUUAUACCUGUGUAUUUAUAUUAAACAAUUAAUAAGAGCCAAAUGCAUUUAACCUGCAAUAAUUAUAUAUUAUCGUAUUAUUGUUAUAAUAAAUGGUUUAGACUUUGUGUAUAUAUUUGUAUAUUCACUCAUUUAGAUAGCAUUCCACUAAGGCCAAACCAAUUUGAUUUUCUGUUUUUCAGGAACACCUGUUAUAAUUUUGCUUAUUUUUUUUCGGAAAAAGACUAUUUUAAAAACCUAAUGUAAUUGGUUGCACUGUUCAAACGCUAUUAGUUCCAUAUAUUUUAGUUAUGAAAUUUUAAUAAAACAUAGUGCACAAGGAUUGAGUCGGUUAUUUAUUGAUCAACAUCCUGAAGAACUAAAAAUUGUAUUGGUUUGGCCUAAUCAGUUAUACAUUGUUAUCUUAUAUUGUUCUUCAAUAAUUAUAUAUAUAUGCAUAAACUAGGGAACACAAUAGUUGAUUAUAUAUGUAGUUUAUAAACUUUAUUAAUUAAUUAGAUAUGUAUAUGUGUAGUUUUAAUUCAUACUUGGAAUUUGUUGAUUUAUUUCCCAGUAUUGUUAACAUGUGCUUGCAUUUUCUUUUAAAGAAACAUGCAUAUAUUGUCCGUCCAAUGUUUGUGCAUGCACAAUAUGCAAUAUAUUGUUACAUUCAAAAUUUUUUGUAUGCAUUAAGCCUACUAUGCUAUUAUUAAGCUCAUUAUUUAUGAGGGAAAAAAAGCAAUCUAAUAAGAAAAGACAUGGUAAUUUUCACUUUUUUUGUGAUUUUUACUGGGCAUUUCCAAUAGUUGAUGAUUUUAGUCCCAGACAAGAUUAUAGUUUCUUGAACAUUUUAUUAGUCUAUGUAACGGAUAUGAUGCAUGUCCAUUUUUUUUUUUUUUUUGUGAAAACCACAUUUUAGACAGUGUAUAUUAUUUUAAAGAUACCAACCACUAUUUAUGCAUUUACAUUUUCAUCUUACCCAAUCUUUAUUUCUGGUCGUAUUUACACACAGCUUAUCUUUAAAAGAAGGCACAAGUGAAAUAGUAAAAAAUCCUUUGUAAAUCCUGAAUUAUUUUAUUAAUGGAAGUAUUUCAUUUAUUAUUAUUUAUAUGAAGUCCCCUUUUUAGAAAUGUUAUUUAAUCGGUAUUGAAAGCAUUUUUUUGUCUUGAAAUUAUUUUUACGUUUGCUCUUGCAUACAUAUAUAUUACAUAUAUAUAUAUAUAUAACCAGUCAUUUUUAUUCGCCAUUAGCUUAGUUCUGAAGCUCAUUUAGUAGAUGCCUUGCUUAAAGCUACAUGUAUGGAAACGUGAUAUAUUUUUGGAUAGGAACCACAGAUCCUGAUUUGGUACCAAGCUAGUUAUCGCAUAAAGGAAUACAAACAUUUUAAUAAGUUGUUUCGGGUACUGGUUUUUAUUUUAAUUUACAAAACCAUCUUACCUCCAGUGCCGGAUUUAGAUAAAGAGAUGCCCUGGGCUAUUUCACUGAUUAGGCCCCUCCCUCCCAAUCACCCAGGCUCACAAUUAGAGAAAGAUAAAAGUGUUUUAAACACAAUUGAGCAAAGCUGACGAUAGUGACGGAUGUUUAAGAUUGCAGUGUGCGUAAGAAAGGGUUAUGACACUGUCAAACAUAUACAAUUUGAUCGGAGGCCCCCUAGAUCUUGAGGCCCAUCAGUCUAACAAGCCUGUAGGUAAAUCCGACACUGCUUACCUCGGUACCAACAAAUGUUUUGUGAUUCCUGUAACAAAAAUAAAUCUAUUCACGUUUAUUAUUAUAAGUAUUCCUAUCUUCAGAUACAAUCCAUACAAUGGAUUUAAAUAUAUUAUAUGUUACAUAAUACGUUACUAUAGUUACUUGUUAUUGUUUACAAAUCAUUUUGAGACGAAAUAUAAAGUAGAUGGUGGAUUUGAAUUGUUUUGAAAUUGAUCACAAAUUGUUCACUUACACAUGAUCUGUCAUGUUAUAUCCAGUGUGUGUAUGCAAUAUUAUAUGCAUGUAAAUAUAAAGGAUAUAUAUAGUAUGUCUGUUUCAAAACAAUGGAUUUGUUCA